Molecule: messenger RNA, 3980 nt
Organism: Sciurus carolinensis (gray squirrel)
Lineage: Eukaryota; Metazoa; Chordata; Mammalia; Rodentia; Sciuridae
Gene: Cadm2
Product: cell adhesion molecule 2
Exons: 11
Coding region: 623-1957 (444 amino acids)
Source: RefSeq, a predicted model, not a curated record
GUGCUGCUGCUGCUGCAGCCUGAGCAUCCGGGAGCCGCCGCCGCCGCCGCCGCCGCCGCCGCCGCCGCCGCCACCGCCACCGCCACCGCCACCGCCACUAGCGCUGCUUUCACAGCUGCCACCUCUUCUCCCCAGGACCCUGAGACACCCUAAACGCGAGCGGCGGUGCUGCUUGCUUGAUCCCCCUUUUCCCCACCCCUCCCCUCUGUGACCUACCCACUCCUUGCAGCCCUCGCCCGCACCUUCUCCGACACCCCGGCAUCCUUGCACCACCUGCUUGGGCAGCCCGGGCGAGCUCUGGGACUUGCUGAGCGCUCCGAGAGGAAGGCAAGCUCCAAACCCGUGCCCGGCAGACCGGUUGUCGCGUCUGCACCACUAGCAGGAGGAGGAAGAGGAGGAGAAGAAACUAUUUCGUCCAUUGAAAUCCUAUUUGCUGGUGCUUUGCCGUGCCGCUUCUGCUGCCGCCGAUCCGCGUCCGCGGGUUCGAACACCGCAGCGGCAGGGACCGUGGGUCCGGCGGGCACCGGGAGGAGGACACAAGAGGAGCCCUGCACUUGUGUGCCCUGCUCACCAGCAUCUCCUUGCCCCCUCGUUUCUUCCCCAGACCCUUAGUGAAGGGACCAUGAUUUGGAAACGCAGCGCCGUUCUCCGCUUCUACAGUGUCUGCGGGCUCCUGUUACAAGCUGCUGCUUCAAAGAAUAAAGUUAAAGGCAGCCAAGGGCAGUUUCCACUAACACAGAAUGUAACGGUUGUUGAAGGCGGAACUGCAAUUUUGACCUGCAGGGUUGAUCAAAAUGAUAACACCUCCCUCCAGUGGUCAAAUCCAGCUCAACAGACUCUGUACUUUGAUGACAAGAAAGCUUUAAGGGACAAUAGAAUUGAGCUGGUUCGCGCUUCCUGGCAUGAAUUGAGUAUCAGUGUCAGUGAUGUGUCUCUCUCUGAUGAAGGACAGUACACCUGUUCCUUAUUUACAAUGCCUGUCAAAACUUCCAAGGCCUAUCUCACUGUUCUGGGUGUUCCUGAGAAGCCUCAAAUUAGUGGAUUUUCAUCACCAGUUAUGGAAGGAGAUUUGAUGCAGCUGACUUGUAAAACAUCUGGUAGCAAACCUGCAGCUGACAUAAGAUGGUUCAAAAAUGACAAAGAAAUUAAAGAUGUAAAAUAUUUGAAAGAAGAGGAUGCAAAUCGCAAGACUUUCACUGUCAGUAGCACACUGGAUUUUCGAGUGGACCGGAGUGACGAUGGAGUAGCAGUAAUCUGCAGAGUAGACCAUGAAUCCCUCAAUGCCACCCCUCAGGUAGCCAUGCAGGUGCUAGAAAUUCACUAUACACCAUCAGUUAAGAUUAUACCAUCUACUCCUUUUCCACAAGAAGGACAGCCUUUAAUUUUGACUUGUGAAUCCAAAGGAAAACCACUGCCAGAACCUGUUUUAUGGACAAAGGAUGGUGGAGAAUUACCAGAUCCUGAUCGAAUGGUUGUGAGUGGUAGGGAGCUAAACAUUCUUUUCCUGAACAAAACUGAUAAUGGUACAUAUCGAUGUGAAGCCACAAACACCAUUGGCCAAAGCAGUGCAGAGUAUGUCCUCAUUGUACAUGAUGUUCCCAACACUUUGCUUCCCACUACUAUCAUCCCCUCCCUUACCACUGCAACAGUCACAACCACUGUAGCCAUAACAACCAGCACAACCACAUCUGCAACAACCAGCAGCGUAAGAGAUCCCAAUGCUCUGGCUGGCCAGACUGGCCCUGAUCAUGCUCUCAUAGGAGGGAUAGUGGCUGUAGUUGUAUUUGUCACACUCUGCUCUAUAUUUCUGCUUGGUCGAUAUCUGGCAAGACAUAAAGGAACAUAUUUAACAAACGAAGCUAAAGGAGCUGAAGAUGCACCAGAUGCUGACACAGCCAUUAUCAAUGCUGAAGGCAGCCAAGUCAAUGCCGAAGAGAAAAAAGAGUAUUUCAUUUAAAAUUCAGGCCACGAUUCUGAGUUUUACUUACCAGGCUGGCUGCUGAAGAAAACUGGCUAUCAUCUUUCAGAAAUCAUUUCUACCAUCUUCUGCUAUUUUUAUUAACUUCCAUACUGUACUGCUAUCAGUAGCCAGUGUAUACCAACAAUCAGCUGUCAAAAGCAUCAUUCUUUAAUUACUGUACCAUCCAUAAUGCAGGACAUUUCUUACUGCCUAAAUUUCACACCAUUGCUCUUUUAACAUACAGUGCUUGAAUAUACAGCCUUAACAAUGUUAAUUAUCUCCUUGAAUCAUGAUAUUGAGUUGUUUUUAUACAUUGAAAAAAAUGUAUGCAGAGUCCCUCCCUAUUUCUUUUAUUCUUUAAGUCACAGACUUUAUUGGUUUUUCACUGGACAGCUUUCACAAGUAACAGGAUUAGGUAAAGACCUAAUAUGCUUAAGUUUAAUUGAAGAUUAGAGGUUUACAAACAAUGUUUUCUACCUGUCUAUCUUCAAAGACAACAUGUUUUUGAAACAUAUGCCCUAGAAAACACAAACUGAGAACAAACACCGUAGCAUAGUUUCUGAAAUGUUUGAGAUUAUACUAGAAAUGCUGUAUCAAUUUGCUAUUUAAAAAUGUAGUAUUUGAUACAGGAGUCAUGUAUAUGGAUUGCAAUCAUGACAUGACAUCUUACAUAAUUACAUAGAUUCUACCAGUAGGUUAUUAUAGCUUCAUUUACUGAUAAAUUGUUCCAAACAUUUAACUGCUUUGAGAAUCACAAAGAUUUCUUUCAUUUCUCAAUUUGAUUCUAUAAUUUAUUUGCUCCAUAAGGACUCACCUGCCUAAACAAAAUUGAAGUAUCCUUAGGGCACAAUUUUGAGACAUUUUAGUAUCUGUAUAUAGUGCAUAUAAUAAAUCCAAUUAAACAUUAUUUGAUACAUAUUUAACUUUUUUGGCUGUAGGUAAUUCAGUCAUAAGUAAGCAUUUUCUAACGUCCAUUAUAUCCCUUUAGAUAUUACUUAAACCAAUAUUAUAAGUAGAUAACAUGUAUUAGUAUUUUUGUCUGUAUGUCCUAGCACUGUUCAAUGACAAAAUUUUCUAGUUCUUGUUAAUUUUUAUUUGUUAUACAAUGGAAGCACAAUGUUAUAAGGAAAGGUAAUUUUAAGCUAACAACCAGUGCACAGCCUCAGGUUUUAAAUUACAACCACAGUUGAAUAAUAACCUAAAAAUAAAGUCUUAGUUUGCUAAAAAUUUACAAAUUUUAAUUUGGCAGUUCCAGAGCUGCUUACCUAUGUUGGUUUGCCAAAAAGAAGUGUUUAAGAUAUGUUUUCUGUAUAAAUGAACUAAUUCUUUAUAUUAAAUUCCUGUCUAUGCAUUUUGUGAGGUACAAACUUAUGAAACAGUGAGUGAUGGAGAAUUUCUGCCAUGCUUUCAACUCCAAGGUGAAGAAAGUCUCUUUCUCUGGAUUAUUUUGAAAUUUUGAUGUAUUUAACCAUUAUGAACUGCUGUAUUCUUAAAUAUGAUGCAGAGUUGAUCUAAAGUCAUUAUUUCUUCUAGUAAAAUACAAUAUUGCUAGAAUAGUUCUCUUUAAAUUUAUUAUAUGCUAAAGAAUAAAAUCCAGUUAGAUUAAAAAAAAAUAUUUUCCCAUUUACAAGCAUUGCACCUUUAAGAAGAACAAUAUGAUGAAAUGGUAGCUACACUUGUGAUGUCUGACAGCAUGAUGGCCUAGGGUUUUUCAAAUAAUAUCUUGGAAUUUAUUUUUGAGGAAUGAGAAUGGUUGAGUACAACAUCGUGUAUUAAUAUCGAAUGAAAGACAAGGGUGCUGUAUCUUAGAUUAUUUAUCAAAAAAGUAUAAAUCUUUAAAGGACAAUGUUAGAAUUUUAAGUUGUUUUUUUUUUCCUUUUGAUUGUCGAAGCAUUUAUCUUGUUGAUUUCUUACAAAAGACAAAGGACGAUGUCAGUCAAGCAGCACUUUUUCAAAAUAUACAGAACAUAAAUAAUAUGAUGUGGUUGAGUGUUAACAUAAUAAAUCAUAUACAGUAUGA